Sceloporus undulatus (fence lizard) is the source of this 932-nucleotide messenger RNA. Its product is annotated as beta-arrestin-2-like. Lineage: Eukaryota; Metazoa; Chordata; Lepidosauria; Squamata; Phrynosomatidae. Gene Ontology annotation, cellular component: cytoplasm. The record is from RefSeq and is a predicted model, not a curated record. Gene Ontology annotation, molecular function: angiotensin receptor binding. Gene Ontology annotation, biological process: positive regulation of ERK1 and ERK2 cascade; G protein-coupled receptor internalization; signal transduction.
GCGCGCCACGCCAUUGGCUGCGCAGGGCCCCACGUGACCGUGGCCCGGAUGCGAGCCAUGGCUUCACUCGGGUCCGCUCCGCAGCGAUCGCCGCGUCGCCAGGAGUUCCGCCGGUGAACAGGAAGAGAAAGAGGAAGCGAAGGGAGGAAAGAAGGAAGGCCGGCAGGAUGGGGGAGAAGGCCGGGACCAGGGUCUUCAAGAAAUCCAGCCCCAACUGCAAACUCACAGUCUACCUGGGCAAGCGGGAUUUCGUGGACCACCUGGACAGAGUGGACCCUGUAGAUGGUGUCGUCCUUGUGGAUCAGUACCUCAAGGAUCGAAGGGUAAUGUUUGUGACGCUGACCUGUGCCUUCCGCUAUGGCCGUGAAGACCUGGACGUGCUGGGCCUCUCCUUUCGCAAGGACCUCUUCCUGGCCUCCUGGCAGGCCUUCCCCCCAGCCGAGGAAACCCCCGAACCACUCACCCGCCUUCAGGAGCGGCUGCUGCGGAAACUGGGGACCAAUGCCCACCCCUUCAGCUUCAUAAUCCCACAGAAUCUGCCAUGUUCGGUGACGCUGCAGCCGGGCCCAGAAGACACUGGAAAGGCUUGUGGAGUCGAUUUUGAGAUCCGGGCAUUUUGUGCCAAAAAUCUAGACGAGAAGAUUCAUAAAAGGAACUCCGUCCGCCUCGUCAUCCGGAAAGUCCAGUAUGCCCCAGAGAAGCCGGGACCCCAGCCCAUGGCCGAGACCACCCGCCACUUCCUGAUGUCUGACCGCUCGUUGCACUUGGAAGCCUCCCUUGACAAAGAGCUUUAUUACCACGGUGAGCCAAUCAGCGUCAACGUUCAUGUUACCAACAAUUCCAGCAAAAGUGUCAAGAAAGUGAAAGUGUCUGAGAAAGCCCUCCGUGGGGAGGCGCCUGGCGGUUGGGGGGAAGGGUACCAGCCUCCAUAG